Molecule: messenger RNA, 1749 nt
Organism: Papaver somniferum (opium poppy)
Lineage: Eukaryota; Viridiplantae; Streptophyta; Magnoliopsida; Ranunculales; Papaveraceae
Product: cytochrome P450 71A1-like
Exons: 2
Coding region: 1-1602 (533 amino acids)
Molecular function (GO): heme binding; oxidoreductase activity, acting on paired donors, with incorporation or reduction of molecular oxygen; iron ion binding
Source: RefSeq, a predicted model, not a curated record
AUGUCUUCUUGGUUUCUAUUUUUUCCUUUUUUUGUUGCACUUCUCAUCUGUAUACUGAUAAAGAAAAGAUGCAACACAAAACAUACUAUUCUAUACCCACCCGGUCCAUGUAAACUUCCCUUCAUAGGAAACUGCUUGCACUUGCUGUUCCAUGGCUCACCGCAUCGUGCUCUAUGGCAUCUCUCAAAGAAACAUGGCCCUAUCAUGCACCUUCAACUAGGCCGAAUACCAGUCUUAGUGAUCUCUUCCGCUGAAUUAGCCAAAGAAGUUUUGAAGACCAAUGAUUUAAACUUUAGUAGUAGGCCUUCAUUAGUAUGCCUUGAAAAAUUUUCUUAUAAUUCCAUGGAUGUCAGCUUUAGUUCUUAUAAUGAGUAUUGGAAGGAGAUGCGUAAGAUUUUUGUUUUUGAGCUUGUAAACCCGAAAAGAGUGCUUUCUUUUCGGUCUAUUAGAGUAGAAGAGGUCGCGUUUAUGAUCGACUCCAUUUCUCAAUCGUCUUGUAAGCCUAUCGAUCUUUCUGAACAUUUGCUUUCUCUUACUUUCACCAUAAUAUGCAGGAUUGCUUUCGGCAGAGAAUUUGACAAGAUUAGAUUUCGGCCUAUUGUUUAUGAAUGUAUGGAAACUAUUGGUAGUUAUUUUGCAGCCGAUCUGUUUCCUUUUUUUGGGUGUGUAAUCGAUGUUCUCACUGGGCAACAUUCAAAGCUACAGAAGAAUUUUCAUAAUCUUGAUAAGUUCUUACAUCAGGUCAUCAACCAGCACAUCGACUCAGACCAGAGAAGGCCUACAUCACAACAAGACGACAUUAUUAAUAUCUUGCUUGGACUAGAAAAAGGUGGGGUUGGUCCAGUUCAAAUAUCUAAAAAUCGUAUCAAGGCACUCCUCAUGGUUAUUUCUCUUUUCCGUCUCCCUGUCUUCGUCUCUCGCAUUGAAAUUUUGAAAUGUAUUGUAAAUGGUGCACGCAUGUCCCAGUCGGUGCCUACCGUAGUGGAUAAUAGUAAUAUUUUUGUUGGUGGCAUAGGUACAAGUACUACUACCAUGGUGUGGGCAAUGACAGAACUUGUUAAGAACCCAAGAACAAUGAAUAAAGUGCAAGACGAGGUAAGAAAUUGCGUAGGCAAGCAAGGGAAUGUCGAAGAAACGGAUCUAUGCAAGCUUCAUUACUUAAAGAUGGUAUUGAAGGAGACUUUAAGACUGCAUCCUCCAGGUCCAAUGUCUAUUCCAAGAGAAAGCAUAAGACACUGCAAGAUAAACAACUAUGAUAUUCUUCCCAAAACAACAGUUUUAGUUAACGCGUGGGCUAUUGGACGAGAUCCUACUUCAUGGGAGAAUCCAGAAGUUUUCUUCCCGGAGAGGUUCAUGACUAACUCCAUUGAUUUCAGAGGACAGCAUUUCGAGUUUUUACCUUUUGGAUCAGGUCGACGGGGUUGUCCAGGGAUAUCAUUAGCAACUACAAUAAUGGAGCUCACACUUGCAAAUCUUCUAUACAGUUUUAAUUGGGAAUUACCUUAUGGAUUGAGGCCUGAAGACAUGAACACGGAUGAGUCUGGGACUUUUGCUGUCCAUAAGAAAUCUGCUUUAGAACUUGUGCCUGUCAUGUAUAAAUGACUGCCAGAGUCUAUGGAUAUUACUACAAGGAACAAGAUACAAGUUUAUUCGGUUCAUUUGGGAGACAAAACCCAUGAUCAGUUACAGUUUAUACUACGUGGUUGCAGUUCUAAAUUUAUUCUUCUCGGAAAUAAGAAAUUACUAGUU